Messenger RNA from Phyllotreta striolata, 1950 nucleotides. Lineage: Eukaryota; Metazoa; Arthropoda; Insecta; Coleoptera; Chrysomelidae. The record is from the annotation of a GenBank genome assembly.
AUGGAUUCCCUAACGAAUGCUGUGAUAGCCAAUAUGGACCUAAAUAAUAUGGUAGAGAGUAUAAUUGGACGAAUCGACAGAGAGAAAAUCAAAGUGCUUCCCAUAAACACUAUGUGUGCCUUGCAAGUUGAUUCAAUAUUAAAUAACACCAGUAUUUUCACAAAAAUGUCAGAUGCAUCUGCAAAGUUUCCCUAUGCAGGUAUGCUAGAUUCAGGUCGAAUGGAGCUCGGAAAUUUCGAUGAAUGCGUGAACAUAGACCAAAAUAUUAAGGGCAUAAAUAUAUUAGGGAAAUAUUGUUUAGCUGGAUUAGUAAUCCCCGAUGUUAACGACACCUCGAAUAUCGAUAAGAUGUACAAGCUUGCAACUUGCGUACCAGACGCUUGUUCUGCAAAGGAUCUUCUUACACUAGCGAACGCCCUUCUAGUCGAAGAUUUCCCACCGAUAAUCACGGAUAAUUUUUGUUCUACGAAAUACACAGGCAAGGAAUUGACGGCUGGUACCCUUUUCUCUAUGUUCCUGUUUUUCCUAUUAGCAUCGUUAGUACUAAUUUCUUCUGUUUGUGACGUUUACUGCAAAAGAAUGAAUAAAAAACUCCAUCCGUUGCUAUUGGCGUUUUCGGCCGUAACUAACACGAAAAAUAUACUGAAAACUUCCUCGGACUCUUCUGGAGAAAAUAUCCAGAUAUUCCACGGAUUCCGGGCGGUCAGCAUCGCCUGGAUUAUUAGCGGACACGCCGUGCAGAUUUUUGUAAACGGGGUGUACCCUCUCAUGAAUUUGGACGAAUUGCAAUCGUUGAUUAAGGAUAGACUUGCGACAGUCUUGCUUGCGGCAACACUAGCUGUCACAACGUAUUUUUAUAUGAGUGGAUUUCUGUUGGGUUAUCUGUAUUUUAAAAGGAGUUUCAGAAAUUGGUCUGUACAAGUAAAGCAAUUGCCCUAUUUAUAUCUCCACCGAUACAUAAGAUUAACAGCCCCACUACUACUGGUAUACAUAUUUACAAUAAACAUAUUCGAAAAGCUGGGCACAGGACCGCUGUGGUACACGGGCACCCAACUGGAAAUUAAUAAAUGCAAAAAAUACUGGUGGUCGUACUUUUUGUACAUUCAGAAUUACUCCAACUGGGACGAAAUGUGUUUGAUACCGUUGUGGUACGUCUCGGCUGAUAUGCAGCUAUUUCUAAUAGCCCCGCUGGUUUUAAUACCAAUUUCGAUUAUCCUCAACCGGCCGAAUGGAUUUUUACUAGCUAUGUUAACACUAGGCGCCAUGAAUUCCAUGUUCGUGUUUCUGAUUAUCGGAAUUAGAGAACUAUUUCCCGAAACCAUAAAAAAUACGUUCGACACCCACGGCAGGCUUGCCGAUUACUUCAUAGGUCUCAUGAUGGGAAUUUUCAUGAGAUUCAAAAAGGACGAGCCGUUCUUGGGUGACUUGAGCAACAAAUCGAAAUUAGUGAUUAAUUUCCUCACUUGGACCAUGGUGUUAGUGGUGAUGUUCUGCUUGUUCUUUUUCUACGGAGAAGCUGCGAUACAAUUCGGAGCGACCGAUCAAACGCUCUACUAUGCCUUUAGCAGGGCUUUUUGGGCCAUUGGGUUGUCCUGGAUGACUUAUUCUUGUUAUCACGGUUAUGGAGGUUUUAUAAACUCGAUUCUAACGAUGCCCGUUUUCCAAAUACUUGGUAAAUUGAAUUAUAGUAUGUAUAUUCUUCACUAUUUGGUGCUGGGACAUUAUACGUUUAGUAACAGAGUGAAAUGGUUUUAUACUCAUUACAACCAGUUUUACUUGUUUUGUGGAUACUAUGUGGAAACACUUGGUUUUUCGUUUGUGUGGUCACUGAUCAUUGAAUCUCCGAUUAUAAUGAUAGAAAAAUUCAUUUUUCGUGGAAUUAGUAAAGUUGGUACGUCAAUAGCAAAUAAUAAAAAGCAGAAAGAAAAAAUGGAAAAUCAUGAAUUGUAG